AUGUCAACUCCUAUUAGUCUUUCUGCCUCACCUGUUAUUGUUAUUGAAGAUUUCGACUUUGAAAUAGAAGCAAUGGAAGGACAUGAAGCUAAUGCAAUUGUAAUUUCUUCAUCUGACGAUGAAUUCGUAAUGAGCAACUCUGAUGGUGAAACUAAUGACGAAGAAGUAAUCGCCAUGAAUGAGCUUGAUGUCGAAAUCAACGAGACAUUUUGGUCAUUGGAAGUUCAAGUGCCCAUCCCUACUGCAAGGCACUUCUACUCUGUCAUUACUCCAACACCUGAAGUUACGUUUAAUUUUCUCAUGAACUCAGGAGUAUAUUAUGGCACACGUGAAGAUAUUGGCACUUGCCCUGGUGGUUCCCUCUUUAGCUUAAGAUCUGCAGGGCAGCGUGGCAUGGUAUGGCGCUGUAAUGGUAUUCUGGACCUUACAAUUGGUAUUCGCUGCUGCCAAGGUACCAUGGUUAGUCCAAGGCUAAACAGCUUCUUCGCUAUGGAGUGGGUGUGGGGUAAGGAGAGACACCCACAGCUGGAUGACCGAUGA
Molecule: messenger RNA, 540 nt
Organism: Rhizopus microsporus ATCC 52813
Lineage: Eukaryota; Fungi; Mucoromycota; Mucoromycetes; Mucorales; Rhizopodaceae
Exons: 1
Coding region: 1-540 (179 amino acids)
Source: RefSeq, a predicted model, not a curated record